Molecule: messenger RNA, 3408 nt
Organism: Physella acuta
Lineage: Eukaryota; Metazoa; Mollusca; Gastropoda; Physidae
Product: serine/threonine-protein phosphatase 6 regulatory ankyrin repeat subunit B-like
Biological process (GO): protein phosphorylation
Molecular function (GO): protein binding; ATP binding; protein kinase activity
Source: RefSeq, a predicted model, not a curated record
AUGAUAAAAGUAAAUAUCGAUUGUAAGAUCAAUGAUUUUGGCAAUGAAAAAUGCACACUGGAUGCACUAAUGUUUGCUGCUAAACAUGGGCAUGAUGUAACAUUAAAGCAGAUUAUUGAUUGUAGAGUUAAUUUAAAUGCUGAGGAUGUUGGAAAUAAUGCAUUAAUGUUAGCCUCUGAAAGUGGGCAUGAAAAUGUUGUAGAAUUGCUACUAAAUAGCGGCUGUAAUGUAAAUGCUGUCAACAACGACGGAUGUAAUCCAUUAAUCUUGGCAGCCACUAAUGGACAUGACAAAGUUGUACUGCUGUUAAUAAAUAGAGGCUGUGAUGUAAAUGCUGUCAACAAUGACGGUUGUAAUGCAUUAAUUUUAGCCUCUCAAAACGGGCAUGACAACAUUGCAGAGUUGUUAAUUGCAAGUGGAUGUGACAUAAACGUCGAAAACAAAAAAGGACGAAAUUCAUUAAUGGUUGCGUCGUACUUCGGGCAUAAAGAUACAAUAAAAUUGAUGAUUAAAAUGGGAUUCGAUGUAAAUUAUGUUAAUAAAAAUGGAUGGAAUGCGUUAAUGUUAGCUUCUCAUAAGGGUCACAACGAUGUUGUUAAGCAUUUAAUACACAAUGGAUGUGAUGUGAAUACUUCUAAUAAGAAUGGAAACAAUGCACUAAUGCUGGCCUCAAGAAUAGGACAUGAGGAGACGGUAAAGCUAUUAAUUACAUCGGGUGGUGAUGUUAAUGCUAUUGACAAAAAUAAGAAGACCGCUUUAAUGUUUUCAUCACAGGAAGGGCAUAACGAAGUUGCAAAUCUGUUAAUUAACAGUGGAUGUGAUGUAAAUGCUGUCAACAAUGAUGGAAGUAAUGCAUUAAUUUUUGCAGCUACAAAUGGGCAUGACAAAAUGGUUCAACUGUUAAUUAAUAGUGGAGCUGAUGUAAAUGCUAUCGAUAACAAUAGACGGAAUGCUUUAAUGUUUGCUACUAAAAAUGGACAUGAUAAGGUUGUAGGACUGUUAAUUGAAAGUGGAUGUGACGUACGCGACAAAGAAAAAUAUAAUUUAUUAAUGCGUGCAUCGUACUAUGGUGAUAAAGAUAGGAUAGGUUUGAUUAUUAAGAAAGGAUUUGAUGUAAAUUAUUAUGACGUAACAAAAUGGAAUGCGUUAAUGAUGGCGUCUCAAAAUGGACACAACGAUGCUGUUGAGUAUUUAAUAACAAAGGGUAGUGAUGUAAAUGCUGCUAAUAAAAAUGGAAACAAUGCUCUAAUGCUGGCCUCAGGUAGAGGACAUGAGGAGACGGUAAAGUUACUGCUUACAGCAGGUGGGGAUGUUAAUGCUGUCGACAAAGAUGGAUGGAACGCAUUAAUGUUUGCUGCAACAAAUGGUUAUGACAAUGUUGUACAACAGUUAGUUAAUACAGGAUGUUAUCUAAAUAAUGUUGAAAUACAUGGAGCCAAUGCAUUAAUUCUGGCAUCUAAAAAUGGACAUGAAACUGUUGUACGACUAUUAAUUAAUAAUGGCUGUGAUAUAAAUGCUGCCGACAAUGAUGGAUGGAAUGCAUUAAUCUUUGCUGCUUCCAAUGGGCAUUACAAUGUUGUACAACUGUUAAUUAAUAGUGGAUGCGAUCUUAAUGCUGUCGACAAUAAUGGUUGGAAUGCAUUAAUGUUAGCUUCUAAUAACGGACAUGAAAAAGUUGUAGGAUUCUUAAUUGACAGUAAUUGUGACAAAAAUGUUAUUGAACAUAACGGAUAUAAUUCAUUGAUGAUUGCAUCGUGUUUUGGGCAUAAAGGUACGAUGGAAUUAUUGAUUAAAAAAGGAUUUGAUGUAAAUUAUGUUAAUAUUGAUCGAUGGAAUGCGCUUAUGUUAGCUUCUCAUAAUGGUCACAACGAUGUUGUUGAGCAUUUACUACACAAUGGAUGUGAUGUAAACGCUGCUAAUAAAAAUGGAAACAAUGCGCUACUGCUGGCCUCAGGUAGAGGACAUGAGGAGACGGUAAAGCUAUUAAUUAAAGCAGGUGCUGAUGUUAAUGCUAUUGAUAAAAAUAAGAAAACCGCUUUAAUGUUUUCAGCACAGGAAGGGCAUAACGAAGUGGUACAACUUUUAAUUAACAUCGGAUGCGAUGUAAAUGCUGUCGACAAUAAUGGAAGCAAUGUAUUAAUUUUUGCUGCAUCAAAUGGCCAUGACAAAGUUGUACAAUUAUUAAUUAAUAGCGGCUGUAAUUUAAAUGUUGUCGACAAUGAUGGAAGGAGUGCAUUAAAUCAAUCCUUUCUAAACGACCAUCACCACGUUGUCCAACUGUUACUGAAUAGUGGAUGUGAUGCCAAUGCUGUCUAUGAUUCAAAUUCAUUAAUGUUUGCAUCUGAACAAGGAUAUGAAAACAUUGUAGAGCAGAUAAUAUAUAAGAGGGAAAAUGUAAAUGUUGUUAAUAAAUUUGGACGAAACGCUUUAAUGCUGGCUUCUGCUAGAGGACAAAAAACACUUAUUCAACGUUUGAUUGCAGCUGGAGGUGAUGUAAAUGCUGUUGAUAUUUAUGGCAAAAAUUUAUAUUCAGAUAUUUAUCUUGCACCAUAUGUACCAAAUGAUUGGAAGAAAAGCAAAACAAUAAUUGGAUGUGGUGCCAGUGGAUAUGUUUAUCUAGUAGACAGUAAAAAUCAUGUUGCUGAUAAAAGACUCGCUGUCAAAGAAAUUUAUUUCACUGGCACAAACAUCUCAAAGUAUUUAAAAGAGGUGGAUAUUUUAAUGAAGUUACAUCACAAAAGAAUUACAGAUUUUUACGGCUUUGAGAUUAAAGAAAAGACAAUUUAUUUAUUUUUCGACUAUAUGCCAAAGGGAUCCUUAUCUGGAUACAUAGCUAAAAAUAACCCUCUUGAUAGAAGAAAAACAGUACACUUUACUAAGCAAAUAUUAGAAGGAGUCUCGUAUCUUCACAACUUUCUACCACAGAUUAUACAUAGAGAUAUCAAAGGUGCCAACAUAUUAUUAAAGGAUGAAAAUAAUUUAAAGCUUGCAGACUUUGGUAUUUCUAAAUGUCUUGAAGAAACUUUACCAAAGUCAAGAGUUGGUACACCCCACUUUAUGGCACCGGAAAUCAUUCGUCGUGACAAAGGAACUUCAUACACUAUAAAAGCAGACAUUUGGAGUGUUGGCUGCACAGUUGUUGAAAUGGCUACGGGAAAACCACCCUGUCCAGAGUAUUUAGAUGUGCAAAUUAUAUUUAGAUAUGGCAAAAAAAAAGGACCACUUUAUGAACUUCCAGCAAAUACUUCAAAAUCUUUGAUACAAUUUUUAGAGAAAGCUUUUGACAUGAAACCUAAAAACCGACCAACAGCAGAUGAGGCUCUUGAAAUGUAUUUUUCAAAUGCUAGUGGACGAAUUGCAGAUGAGACUCUGGAAACGCAUUUUUCAAAUGAUAGUACUUGGUAUUAG